AUGCAGGACAACAUUUCCAAGAAAUCCAUGGUGAAGCUGCCUUGCGUUAUACUGGACGCUAACGAUCCUGGUCGCAUCUUUUUUGGGCAACAGAGGAUCCUGGAUGCAAUCCAAGAAGCCUUAGUAGUCAAGGGCACAAGCAAAGGUUCUCAACCUGGGCUACGGCAGUUCGCUCUCUGUGGGCUUGGCGGCAUGGGUAAAACUGAGAUCGCGUCCGAAUUCGCCUCGAGAAAUAGAGACAACUUUGACGCCAUAUUUUGGGUACGUGCCGAUGAACCUGCCAAGCUGGACCAAUGCUUCCUGGACAUUUCGGUCAAACUAGGUCUCGAAACGGCAGAGGAGGCUACAAAUCAAAUCGUUUCGCGGUCUCUGGUCAAGGGAUGGCUCGCAAAUCCUGUGAAGGGGGAUACGACGAUCACCGAAGACAUCAGCUCGACAGCUUCAGGUGGUAACGAUGCAUCCUGGCUUCUCAUCUUCGACAACGCCGAUGACCCUAGAUUACUUGGGGACUACUGGCCCGAGGGAUCGGGUAGUGUCCUGAUCACUAGUCGCGACCCGCUGGCAAAGCGACUUUAUUCUUCAAACUCAUCCGGCUUAGACUUAGAGCCGCUAAGUGACGCUGACGGUGGCGCUCUCUUCUUGAAACUCACUGGGUCCGACAUAGUAUCUGAGGAGGAUCCGGAAAAGGUCGCACAAGACAUCUCCAGGAGUCUUGCUGGACUGCCUCUUGCGAUAGCACAGAUGGCUGGGAUCAUCCGUCGGCAAGACCUGAGCUUAAGCGAAUUCCAAUCCAUCUAUGAAGAGGACAAACACCGGAUCGCUUUGUACAACACAAAGUACAAUGCGAGCACGAAGGCAUACAAGCACAGUAUCGCUACUGUUUGGGCGUUCGAAAAGCUGACUGCGGAGGCAAAAGGGCUAAUGAAGUUGAUAUUGUUCAUGGAUCCCGAUAUCAUACAGGAGAACAUUCUCUUCGAUGCUGCAGUCCUGAUGUUUGCUUCAUCUAACUUCACGAGACCCAAGUUUAACGAAGCGCGUGCUGAAUUGUCACAGUCAUCACUCGUACGGAGAGACAAGAAAACAUCCGAGCUCUCAAACUAUCACAUUUCGGUCCACCGUUUGGUUCAAGAUGCCAUCAGAUCAAGUAUGAGCAAUGAAGAGAUGCAGUCCAAUUUCGAGACUAUGGUCAACCUGCUAUGGCAAAUCUGGCCGCAAGCAAUGCCGGCACCCACUAAGCCCUCUUUGAUAUUAAAGCACGAAGUAUACGACACCCGCUAUUCAUUGUCUCGCUAUCCGUUGUGUGUGGCUUUAUAUCCUCACAUUCUACGACUGAAGCAGCUGUGGCCUUUAGCGUCUGAGUGCAGCGAUAGCACUAAAAUACGAUUUGCCGCGCUGUUGACCGACGCCGCCUGGUAA
This is a messenger RNA of Colletotrichum spaethianum, 1416 nucleotides long. RefSeq lists its product as uncharacterized. The coding region runs from base 1 to 1416 and encodes 471 amino acids. The transcript has a single exon. Gene Ontology annotation, molecular function: ADP binding. Lineage: Eukaryota; Fungi; Ascomycota; Sordariomycetes; Glomerellales; Glomerellaceae. The record is from RefSeq and is a predicted model, not a curated record.